Messenger RNA from Amorphotheca resinae ATCC 22711, 339 nucleotides. RefSeq lists its product as hypothetical. The record is from RefSeq and is a predicted model, not a curated record. The coding region runs from base 1 to 339 and encodes 112 amino acids. The transcript is spliced from 4 exons. Lineage: Eukaryota; Fungi; Ascomycota; Leotiomycetes; Helotiales; Amorphothecaceae.
AUGCCUGGCGUCCCACCAAACGUAUUCUCCGAUCUGAAGGCCAAGAUCAAGGCCUUAUUCAAGGGCAAGAAGAGCAAGAAGGAGGCCGAUAAGCCCGCCGAGGCCACAACACCAGCCGAAGCAACUGCUACAACUGGCGAGGCACCAGCUGCUGCUGAGGCAACUCCUGCCCCGGCUGGCGAGACUCCUGCUGAACCUGCCGCUGCUGAGCCCGCUAAGGAUGCAGCCGCUGAAACUCCUGCUGCUCCUACCGAAGCCCCUAAAGUAGAGGAGCCCGCCAAGACGGAGGAGCCCGCCAAGGUCGAGGCGCCUGCUGCACCUGCUGCGGCCACUGCAUAA